Coregonus clupeaformis (lake whitefish) is the source of this 6486-nucleotide messenger RNA. RefSeq names its product MLX interacting protein. The coding region runs from base 879 to 3467 and encodes 862 amino acids. Gene Ontology annotation, biological process: regulation of transcription by RNA polymerase II. Gene Ontology annotation, cellular component: nucleus. The transcript has 17 exons. Gene Ontology annotation, molecular function: RNA polymerase II cis-regulatory region sequence-specific DNA binding; DNA-binding transcription factor activity, RNA polymerase II-specific; protein dimerization activity. The record is from RefSeq and is a predicted model, not a curated record. NCBI's taxonomy places the organism in Eukaryota, Metazoa, Chordata, Actinopteri, Salmoniformes, Salmonidae.
GUCAAGGGGCCUGAAUACUUUUCGAAUGCACUGUAUUUUCAUUGCUGGACCUGACUGUAAAAACACCAAGUGAUUUUCAUUUUGGAAAUAGAGACACGUGAUCGUAUACAAAUGAUUGUUUUAGUCAAAUAUUAUAUCGGUUGCAGUAAACAAAUUAUUAGUAAUUAUGUUCCGGCCCCACGACCAUCUGCGCAAGAAAAAAAUCGGCACGCGGCUGAAUUUAGUUGAUUAUCCCUGAUGUACAUACAUGAAACAAGUCUUGAGCUAUGUCCAUAAAGCCAUUUCUGAAAGCAAUGAGGAUUACACCUGAAAAUAUUUAAUUUAGAAACAGCGAAAGUCAGAUACUGUUGCAUUACAACUCCACGGUAGACUACUCCUAGUCUGGGUACCAGUCUCUGUAACGUUCUAUUCCUUGUAUUCCGUGUCUGCCAAAGACAUGGAGUGGAAUUAAAUAGCUAGCUAUUUACGCCUGCUACGUUAGAUUAGUUGAACAGAGACCGGCAACCAGGCUAGUUAUUUUGAGCCUGCUGCUCUCGAGUGGAGGGUAUUUCUGUGACUCCAUCCAAUCACGUUUGCAGACAUGACAGAGCAACAGUUGGUCCCUCUUUGAUUGGUCCCUUCACUGGAAAUCCUUCGACACCAGCAACACUUUUGUUAGCUGAUGCUAGCCUACCAGCAAAAGAGAAUAUACUGCAAAGACUGUCUGCCAACAAUUCAACGUGUAUAUCUCAAUAAAGGGUCAAGCGACACGGGAAAAUGUCUUCGAACGAGCAAAGUAUCAUGCAUAAAUAGUAUUCAUUUUUCUUUGUUUUUACUCGCUAGCUAUGAGAACGGCUAGCAAAUAAGUCCAGAAGAACAACUAGCUAGCUUGCUAAGACAUGGCUACCACCAGGGAGCUAAGACAAUACCGACGUCCCAUAGUGAGUAUAAAGCAGGAGCAGGACGAUGACUCGGACACGGAGGAGUCUCAUCUGGGGAUUAAGAAAUCGGAUGGACGAGAGUCACAGAUAAUCCACAGUGGUCAUUUCAUGGUGUCCUCGCCGCACAUUGAACACCCACCAAAAAAAGGUUACGACUUCGACACAGUCAACAAACAAACCUGUCGGACGUAUCACUUCGGGAAGACCAGCACAUCACAUCUCUCGAUUGACGCGUCCUUAACAAAACUUUUCGAAUGCAUGACCCUUGCAUACAGCGGCAAGUUAGUGUCACCAAAAUGGAAGAACUUCAAAGGCCUAAAGCUGCUGUGGAGAGACAAGAUCCGGCUCAACAACGCUAUCUGGAGGGCCUGGUACAUGCAAUAUGUGGAGAAGAGAGACAACCCUGUCUGCCAUUUUGUCACUCCUCUGGAUGGUACCAUGGACAUGGAGGACCAUCGUCCGGCAGAGGCAAUAGCCACAGAGGGGAAAUAUUGGAAAAGAAGAAUUGAAAUUGUAAUUCGAGAGUAUCACAAGUGGAGGACAUAUUUCAAGAAAAGGUUACAGAAGCACAAGGAUGACGAUCUCUCAAGCCUUCUCAAGGGGCCAGAGGAGCAGUUUUUGCUGUUUGGGGAGGUCUUUCCAGACACAUUCCGUGUGUCCCUUUGUCAGGAUGAGGAAAUGGCCGUGCGCCGCGUUGCUCGCAAAAGCCGUGAGUCGCCCGUCCCCAUGGAGAUGGACCCACUCUUUGACAUGGAUGUGCUGAUGUCAGAGUUUUCUGACACACUCUUCUCCACGCUGGCCUCCCACCAGCCCAUGGCCUGGCCCAAUCCGAGGGAGAUAGCUCAUGCAGGGAACGCAGACAUGAUCCAGCCUGGGCUCAUCCCCCUACAGCCCAACCUGGACUUUAUGGACUCCUUUGAGCCAUUGCAAGACUUAUUUCACAGCCUCCGUCAGCCCAUCUUCCCCUCUGCUUCCCUCACUGCCUCAUCCGUCACUCCUCUACCCAGCAGCAGCUCUCAAUCCCAGGGCCUGCUACUCUCCUCCAUGCACCUCUCAGCUGACCUACCAUCCAUCAGUCAUGACCACAGACUCAUCGUCUCCCCAGUCCCCCUGCCUAUCUCCUCCCUCAUGGCCAAUCAAACCAGUGGGACCGGUGGAGGUUCCUCCUAUGUACAGAACUACAUGCCUCUGUUCACUGCGUCAGUGCCCCCUAGUGGUCAGGCUGGAGGCUCCUCCCUCAUGCAACCCUCAGCCCCUCCCACACUGCCACACACCCAGCCCUGCCAGGGUGCUGUCACUGCAACAUCAGUAGCCCCCCCACCCCUGGACGAUGCCACAAGCCUGGACGGUUCCCCACCCCCAUCUGUCAUCACACACACAGCCUCCUCCACUGUUACACCCAGUGAGGCUGCCACCACCUUCAGUCAGGGCUCUGAGCUCAGCUCCCUGACCCGGGCUCCUCCUCCACCACCACCCCCCCUCCAGCCUCUGGCACCCUCACCUGCCAUCCCCCUCCAUCACCCCCAGACUUUCGCCCUGCCCAGACCCAUCCAGCCUUCUUGCCCCAACAAAAAGACAUGCCAUGUGCAAAGGAUUGUUCCUGCCAAUCCCAUCCCCUCAUCUCACCUCAUCCUAACAACCCCCUUCCCAGGGCAUACCAGUGCAGUGAUUGUUACUCCAACUCCCCUGAAAGCAGACGUGGUUCCCUCAACUGGCGUGGUCAUCGCCUCCUCAAGCCUAUCAAGGGCUCCUGGAUUUCAUAUCCUUCCACAGACUCCGAAGUCUCCCCAGCUCAUUAUCAGUAAAGAGGACUGUACUGGGCAUGAGGAGCGUGGCUCAGGUCAGGGGUCACCGUGUGGGUCAGAGCAGGUCUCCAGUCCUCAGUCUCCCCUCAGCAGCAGCAGCACAGCCCUCUCCAAGAACGAGUCCAACCAGAGCCGUAGGGUGACCCAUAUCACUGCUGAACAGAAGAGGCGCUUUAACAUCAACAUUGGCUUCAAAACGCUGAGCAGCCUGGUUCCCACUCUCAAGUCCCAGUCCAAUAUCAGUAAUGCGGCCACGCUGCAGAAGACAGUGGACUACAUUGCGAAGCUGCAGCAGGAGAGGCAGCAAAUGCAGGAAGAGACCAAGAGGCUACGGGAGGAGAUUGAGGAGAUCAAUGCCUCCAUAAAUGUGUGUCAGGAGCAGCUGCCUGCUACGGGGGUGCCUAUCACACGCCACCGAUUCGACCACAUGCGGGAGAAGUUUGAUGAGUACGUGAAGAGCCGCACACUUCAGAACUGGAAGUUUUGGAUUUUCAGCAUCAUCAUUAAGCCCCUGUUUGAGUCCUUCAAUGGGACGGUCUCCACCACAAGCAAAGGGGAGCUGUGUGAGACCACACUGCAAUGGCUGGACCAUCACUGCUCCCUGCCUGUGCUGAGGCCCAUGGUCCUAAGCACUCUCCGGCAGCUCAGCACGAGCACAUCUGUCCUUACUGACCCCACCCUGCUGCCUGAGGAAGCCACCCAGGCUGUCACCAACACCCACAGGCACUCUGCAGACUCCUAGCCUCAGGGGAGAGGAAGCGGAAGAGGGUUUCAGAUAGAGGGCAUGGUCAUAGUACCCUCUAGUAGAGCCCUCCACAGAGGGCCCCUACCACAAACUCCUCUAACCUCCCCAGAUUGAAAAAGACCUUGAAACUACAGUAUGGAAAAGCACCAGCACUAGUUUGCCUUAAAGGUAAUCCAAAGAGGUUACUCUGUCUUCCACCCUAUCCAUUACAUUCAGAACAGGACAUGAUGUUUAGGGUCUUUUUAUGCGUGACCUUAUCCAGCUCACUGACCUAUCAUUCCUACACCGACUGGGCUUUGCUGUCAAUAACCCAGGCUCGGUGCAUUACUUUGGAUGAUUGAUACACACAACCCAUAGAACAACAUUUACAGCAUGUUUUGAACACAGCAAUAAUGUAGGUGCUUAUAUUUGUCCUAUUUCACACAUCUACAAGUGUGUAUUAUACGUAUGUGUGAAUUCGAAAUGUGUUUUUUGCAUAUCCCAACUCCACCUGGGACACCCUCGGAGGGUGGGGUCACGGCCAUGGUCAGCCGUUGUAAAAGGCGACCCUGGAGCAAUUAGGAUUACGUGCCUUGCUCAAGGGCACAUAGGCCGAUUUUGUUUUCACCUUCUUGGCUCGGGGAGUCGAACUAGCGACCUUUCAGUUACUGGCCCAGAGCUUUAACCGCUAGGCAACCUGCCGCCCUCGUUGCUCUUUGUUAAUGUAACCUUCAACACUGCUGAUGGUGGAACUCCCAGCUUGUUUUCAGGCUCACUUCAGCAGGCAAAUAACAUGGCGCUUGAACCAGUUAGCGUACUUGCUCGUUUUGUUUGAUCUUUUUGUUUUUAUUCAUCUUUUUAUUUAUAUUAUUUAAGGUAUGAAACAAAUAAAAUGGCCUAUGAACUGUCUUAAAAGGGAAAUAUCUGAUUGGGAUUCUGUUGUUUUCUCUGUUGUAGGACGAUGAGUGUGGAUAGACUGAGUUUGCUAUCAAAUAGGCUAUAAAACAAACCAAAAGCUUAGCAGUGAUUGGCAGUAUGCUUUGAGUACCAUGAAUGCCUUCAACAGUAACUAUUUGUUACUGCUUUUUCAUUCUCAUCAUUCAGCUCAUGUGCAUCUGGUGGGAUCUCAAACUCUUGCACAGUUGUCUUCUGUCCAUGCAGUGGGAGGGAGGGUGUCCCAGUCCUUUGUGGCCAGACGUCCUGGGUAUUCUUCCCUUUUCUUGUCUCUAAUAUCCUCAGAUGUUAAGCCAAAGGCUAUCCAUGGAAAAGUAUUAACCUUUCACUCAAGGAAAAUGCAGCCUUUACGAAUGGAUCCUGAGUGGUCCGGAGACAGAUGUGAAGCACUUGGGGCACACACUCACUGUACAUUUAACCUCAUAUGCUGCAGCCUACCUUUCAUUCAGUCAUUUAAACAAAUAAACCUUGUGUUAUAGGAACAUUCAAACAUUAUGUGGUGAAUGUUGCCCUUUUCUUCUUGUUUGCUAAGGGAUGCGCUGGUGAGUGUUUUAUGCUAUUCCCUAUAACCAAACACACACAAUCAGGAUAUUUUAAGCUGAAGACAAGCGUCAGCCAUAAGCAUACAGGUUACAUACAUAGCGUAUGUAUGUUAUUUUUUUGUUUCUCAUAAUCAAGUCAUGCUUAUGUGCAAUGCAUGCUUAUGACGGCCUUAUGCUAGCCUUUCAAAGAUGCAUUUCUCUCCUCCUAAUUCAGGUCUUAUUUGUCUAAGGUACAGUUAAACAUUAUAGGCCAUAUUGAAAUUAAUGUAGAAACAUACAUUUUACGCCCCUCUCCUUUAUUAGUCUUGGAAACACCAACCUACAUUGGCACAUUGUGGGAGGCAUCCUGUCUGUCUAGAGAAUACUCCUUUAUCAGAACAGGAUAUACAUGGAUACUUUAUUACUGUAACUCAUGACUGUUGCAGGGUGAUAUUUUGUCAAUUUCUUUUUUUUACAAUAUGUCUAGCACAUUUUGUGUGUCAACACUCCUCAGGCAGUGUAAUGAAUUUUCUGUAUUUAUUACUUUGACGCACAACAACAGUUUACUUUGAAUUAUAUCAAAUCUAGCACCAUUGGUUCUGUUUAUUUCAUAAAUGUAUAUCUUUUCUAGGGGUUUUCUAGGGUGCUUUUCGAGAGGCCUUAGUACAUGUCUUAAUAACUGUGAUCACCUAAUGUCUACGAGUGGAGUCCCCUUUACCCAAUGACUGGGAUCUAUAUUGUUACAGAUUAAGAUUCUGAGCCCCACAUGUACAAAAUUGCCCACAUCAGACAGCAUGGGGGCUGAUCACAACUAACAUUUAUCUAACAUCAUUCAGAUCAAAAGUUGUAUUUCUCUUCCAUUCAAAGGGAAUUGGAACUAUGCAAAGACUCAAAGGGCAAGAGCAGAUGGAUGUCAUGAUGAUUAAACUCUUUUUUUGUUUUUUUUUGCAAAGCAGUUACUAUGUGGGAAAGUUUCCAAUAUUGCUCUGUCAAGAAUCAUGACAUUGUUUAAGUUAUAAAACAAGUAUUAACCAUUUUGUUUAAGGGAGAUUUCAUUUAUGAGAUUACUUUUUGGAAGUCCUUGUCUUUCUAUGUUUGUUCGCUCUGAGAUAAGUAAGUGUUGUAAAUAUUUUCUUUCUUGCUCUAUGAAGUAAAGAAAAAAGUUUUUUUCCUACAUGGGUUCUGUGUUUUUGUUGUGUACGGUGUUUUGGGUAACCUCAAUAUCCUACUUUCUUAUGUUCCCACCGCACAUGUCUAGGAAGUAUGACAACUUGUACCAUUUUCUGAAACAUUUUUAUGAAUGGAACAUAGUACUUUAUUGCAUGUUACUUAAUGUGCAUCAGGUACAAUACAUGGCAUUUCCAACAAUGGUUAACAUUCUUGUAUGACAUAAACGGUAACAUAAUGAUACAGCCAAUUCUUUGACUAAAAACACAGUAUGUUCAAUAUGUGACCCGGAACCAAAUAAGUGUAUUCAAUAGAUAAGACACUGAUCAGUACACUGAUGAAUGAAUGAAGAAAUGUGGUCAUAAAUAAAUAGAUACAAAAUAAAUAUAUGAAUU